Molecule: messenger RNA, 574 nt
Organism: Cladocopium goreaui
Lineage: Eukaryota; Dinophyceae; Suessiales; Symbiodiniaceae
Source: the annotation of a GenBank genome assembly
UAGGGGGGCUAUCAAUUUUCAUUGGCAUUUAAUGGCCUUUAUAUGCAUUUAUCACUAUUGAAGGCAGGCAACCUGCGAAAGAAAAAUCAACAGAACCUGCCGCAGCUGGCUCGCACAGCGGACAGCUCGCACAGCUCGGCUGGGACGGAGAGCUGCACGCCCCGGCACAAUGAAGGCAGUGAUUGCUUGGGGCCUUGGCCUUUUGCCUACGGCCUGGGCCAUUGCCGUGCUACGCAAUCAGGACGGCCAGUUGGUGAACCUGGAAGACGACAUGUCGGCGGAUGCGAGUCCUUGUGAUGGUCAGUGCCGCUUUGACAUUAUGAUGUGCAAGUCUUUCAUGUGCACCGAGUGCACCUAUGAGUGGUGCACAGAGGCAUGUCAGAAGAUCCAGACUGACUUCCCUGGUCUGCGUUGUUCAGACUGGCCAGAGGCCCGAACUUCCUUCAGCAAUGGCGAGUUCAAGGGCAAGGGAAAAUUGGGAGAUGCUGGUGACUUCGCUGAGAAAUGAUCUCCAGCACCAUGCAGCACCAAAAAGGGCUGCUGUUGACCCAUGGGACCCAUGGCAUAGACCAAA